GCUUUGACCAAGAUCGAUUUUUUUUGUAACUCAAGGUAAGUUUAAACUGUUGCAACAUCAUCUGGUUAUUGAACUGCAUGAACAAAUACUGAAGCAGGAUAAAUCUAACCGGUUUUGUUCUAACUGGAAAAGCAUGAAGUUGUUUAUUUUGGUGGCUCUGUUCGGGCUCGGCCUUGCCCAGCACAACUCCCACUUCAGGCACGGCAGGACGGCAAUCGUCCACCUGUUUGAGUGGCGCUGGGCGGACAUCGCUGCAGAGUGUGAGCGUUUCUUGGGUCCCAAUGGCUUUGGUGGAGUUCAGAUCUCCCCUCCAAGUGAGCACAUUGUGCUAGACCAUCCCUGGAGGCCCUGGUAUCAGAGAUACCAACCAAUCGGCUUCAAACUGUGCUCCAGAUCCGGCAAUGAGAAUGAGCUGAGAGACAUGAUCACCAGAUGCAACAACGUUGGGGUCAAUAUCUAUGUGGACGUUGUCAUCAACCACAUGUGUGGCUCCGGCGGUGGAGAGGGAACCCACUCUUCAUGUGGAAGCUGGUUCAGUGCUAGCAAGAGGGACUUCCCCAGUGUCCCAUUUAGCAAAGUUGACUUCAAUGACAACAAAUGCAGGACUGGCAGUGGUGAGAUUGAGAACUAUGGUGAUGUCAAUCAGGUGCGUGACUGUCGUCUGGUCGGUCUAUUGGACCUAGCCCUGGAGAAAGAUUACGUCAGGGGAAAGGUGGCUGACUACUUGAACAAGCUGGUUGACUUGGGUGUGGCUGGAUUCAGAGUGGAUGCCUGCAAGCACAUGUGGCCCGGUGACCUGUCUGCUAUUUACGGUCUUCUGAAAAACCUCAACACCACGUGGUUCCCUGGUGGCUCCAAACCCUUCAUCUUCCAGGAGGUUAUUGAUUUGGGAGGUGAGCCCAUCACAUCCAGAGAGUACUUCCAUCUGGGAAGAGUGACUGAGUUUAAAUAUGGUGCCAAACUGGGAACUGUCUUCAGAAAGUGGAAUGGCGAGAAGCUGUCUUACACCAGGAACUGGGGAGAGGGAUGGGGUUUCAUGCCCAAUGGCGAUGCUCUUGUCUUCGUUGACAACCACGACAACCAGAGAGGCCAUGGUGCCGGUGGUGCAGCCAUUGUUACCUUCUGGGACUCCAGGCUCCACAAGAUGGCUGUCAGCUACAUGCUGGCCCACCCUUACGGAGUAACCAGGGUGAUGUCCAGCUUCCGCUGGAAUCGCCACAUCGUCAACGGAAAGGAUGAGAAUGACUGGAUAGGCCCUCCCAGCCAUGCAGAUGGAUCCACCAAAUCUGUUCCUAUCAACGCUGACCAGACUUGUGGAGACGGAUGGGUGUGUGAGCACAGAUGGCGUCAGAUCAAGAACAUGGUUAUUUUCCGCAAUGUGGUCAAUGGACAGCCUCACUCCAACUGGUGGGACAACCAGAGCAACCAGGUUGCCUUUGGACGUGGUAAUCGUGGAUUCAUCGUCUUCAACAAUGAUGACUGGGACCUGGAUGUGACCCUGAAAACUGGCAUGCCUGGUGGCACCUACUGUGACAUCAUUUCUGGCCAGAAGAAUGAAAGCAGGUGCACUGGGAAGCAGAUCAAUGUUGGCGGUGAUGGCCAGGCCCACUUCAAGAUAAGCAACAGAGAUGAGGACCCCUUUGUUGCCAUUCACGCUGACUCCAAGUUGUAAAACCAUUGUGUACAACUUUAAAUAAAUCUUUCAAACUUUUGAACUUAAA
This is a messenger RNA of Sander lucioperca (pikeperch), 1721 nucleotides long. RefSeq names its product amylase alpha 2A (gene amy2a). Gene Ontology annotation, molecular function: alpha-amylase activity; cation binding. Gene Ontology annotation, biological process: carbohydrate metabolic process. The record is from RefSeq and is a predicted model, not a curated record. The transcript is spliced from 10 exons. The coding region runs from base 134 to 1672 and encodes 512 amino acids. Lineage: Eukaryota; Metazoa; Chordata; Actinopteri; Perciformes; Percidae.